GACCCUGGGCUGGGCGGCCGCGGGGCGGCGGGGAGAGGCGCGGCGGGCGCGCGGGAACCAUGACAGAAGAUGACCGAGGCGGCGCUGGUGGAGGGCCAGGUCAAGCUGCGGGACGGCAAGAAGUGGAAGAGUAGGUGGCUGGUGCUGCGCAAGCCGUCGCCGGUGGCAGACUGCCUGCUGAUGCUGGCCUACAAGGACAGGUCAGAGCGAGCCAGAGGGAUGCGGGAACGCAGCAGCCUCGCGCUGGAGGACAUCUGCGGCCUGGAGCCCGGCCUGCCCUACGAGGGCCUGGCCCACACACUGGCCAUCGUCUGCCUGUCGCAGGCCGUCAUGCUGGGCUUCGACAGCCGGGAGGCCAUGUGCGCCUGGGACGCCCGGAUCCGCCACGCGCUGGGUGAGGUGCACAGGUUCCACGUGACCGUGGCUCCAGGCACCAAGCUGGAGAGCGGACCCGCCACCCUGCACCUCUGCAAUGACAUCCUCGUCGUGGCCAGGGACGUCCCUCCGGCCGUCACGGGGCAGUGGAAGCUGUCGGACCUCCGGCGCUAUGGGGCCGUGCCCAGCGGGUUCAUCUUUGAAGGAGGGACCAGGUGUGGGUACUGGGCUGGGGUCUUCUUCCUGUCCUCGGCUGAGGGAGAGCAGAUCAGUUUCCUGUUCGACUGCAUUGUCCGCGGCAUCUCCCCGACCAAGGGCUCCUUUGGGCUGCGGCCUGUUCUCCCAGACCUGAGCCCCGGGGGCCCUGCCGUGGAGGAGCGAGUGGCCCAGGAGGCCCUGGAAGCCCUGCAGCUGGAGAAGCGGCUCAGCCUCCUCUCCCACUCCGGCUGGCCGGGCAGUGCAGGGGACGACCGCAGCCUGUCCAGCUCAUCGUCAGAGGCCAGCCACUCAGACGUCAGCGCCAGCAGCCGGCUCGCACCGUGGCCAGAGCCGUCCCUGUCCUCGGCGGGCGUGUCGCCGGAGGGUCUUGGGCUGGUGGCUGCCCAGGCCCCCGGGGAGGCCGUAGCGGGUGCCUCGAGGCCACCCCCCAGGCCGCUGCGGCCACGGCAGCUGCAGGAGGUCGGCCGCCAGAGCUCCUCGGACAGCGGCAUCGCCACGGGCAGCCACUCCUCCUACUCGGGCAGCUUCUCGUCCUUCGCAGGCAGCAGCCUGGACGUGUGGCGCGGGGCUGACGAGCUGGGCUCCCUGCUCAGCCUGCCGGGAGGCGGGGUGCCCGAGCCCAGCCUGUGCGCCUGUGCCCCCGGGGCGGCCGAGUACCAGGUGCCCACUGCGCCUCGGCCCCACUACGACACGCCCCGCAGCCUGCGCCAGGUGGCCCGGGACCAGCCCCCUGCCACACAGGGCAGUGCCAGCGACGGAGCCGCCGGGGACUCUGGCGGCCGUCCGUCGGCGGGGUUUCCCUCCGGCUGGCUGGGCGAGCGACGGCGGGGACAGGCGACAGAGGCCCCGUCGGGGCCAGGCGAGCCCUGGGAAGCGGGCGCCCCCCACGCAGGGCCCCCUCCGGCUCUCUUUUCCGCGUGUCCCGUCUGCGGAGGACUGAAGGUAAAUGCCCCUCCCUGA
This is a messenger RNA of Mesoplodon densirostris (Blainville's beaked whale), 1554 nucleotides long. It is a transcript of the gene DOK7, whose product is annotated as docking protein 7. The record is from RefSeq and is a predicted model, not a curated record. The transcript has 7 exons. The coding region runs from base 70 to 1554 and encodes 494 amino acids. Gene Ontology annotation, biological process: positive regulation of protein tyrosine kinase activity; neuromuscular junction development. Lineage: Eukaryota; Metazoa; Chordata; Mammalia; Artiodactyla; Ziphiidae. Gene Ontology annotation, molecular function: protein kinase binding.